Messenger RNA from Penicillium taxi, 1473 nucleotides. Its product is annotated as proteasome regulatory particle lid subunit RPN5. The transcript has 5 exons. The record is from RefSeq and is a predicted model, not a curated record. The coding region runs from base 1 to 1473 and encodes 490 amino acids. Gene Ontology annotation, cellular component: proteasome regulatory particle, lid subcomplex; cytoplasm; nuclear proteasome complex. NCBI's taxonomy places the organism in Eukaryota, Fungi, Ascomycota, Eurotiomycetes, Eurotiales, Aspergillaceae.
AUGUCCGGCCUUCUGAAGCCGGAGAAGGACUACUCCAAGGAUGCCGACAAACUCAUCCCGGAGGCUGAGAUCCUUGCUAAGACCGAUGUCCAGGGUGCGAUUGAUAAGCUGCUGGUCUUGGAGAAGCAAGCACGACAAUCUUCCGACCUCGCCACUACCUCGCGUCUCUUGGUUACUAUCGUAACCAUCAGCAAGAACUCGGGCGAUUGGGCCCUUCUCAACGACCAAGUCCUCCUCCUUUCCAAGAAACAUGCCCAGCUCAAGCAGGCCACAACACGAAUGGUGCAGGCGGUAAUGAAGUUUUUGGAUGACACUCCCAACGCUGAGGUUAAGUUGAGCGUUAUCGAGACCCUGCGAACAGUCACUGAGGGAAAGAUUUUCGUCGAAGUCGAGCGAGCUCGUGUUACCCGCAUUUUGUCUGAUAUCAAAAAGUCCCAAGGCGAUCUUACUGCCGCAGCAGACAUUCUGUGCGAGCUGCAGGUGGAAACAUUCGGAUCAAUGUCGCGACGAGAGAAGACUGAAUUUAUUCUGGAACAAGUUGCAUUGUGUAUCGAGCGUGGAGAUUGGACUCAGGCGACGAUUCUUAUUCGCAAGAUCGGCAAGAAGUAUUUCUCCCGCAAACCGAAGAAGACUGCCGAGGAGAUCGAGAAGCUCAAGAAGGAGGCCGAGGAGCAGGAGAAGAACCGUGGACCUGACGAUCCCCCGGUUGAGGUGUUUGACGAUGUGACCGAUCUUAAGCUGCGUUACUACGACCAGCAAAUUAUUCUGGCCAACCACGACUACAAGUACCUCGAUGUGUGCAAGCACUACCGAGAAGUCCUGGACACCGAGGCAGUUGAGACGAACCCUGAGCACCUGCGUGCAUCCCUCGCACGCAUUGUGUAUUAUAUUGUCCUGUCUCCUUACGACAAUGAGCAGUCAGAUCUGUUGCACCGCAUUCAACAAGACUCACGACUCUCCCAGGUCCCAGAGGAAGCCCGACUAAUCAAGCUGUUCACCAUCCCCGAAUUGAUGCGCUGGCCCGUGGUCUCAGAGCAGUUCGGAGCUCACCUGUGCGGCACUGAUGUGUUCGAUGCCCAGGCCCAACCGUCCACCGAAAACCAAGCUCACCGGAGAUGGCAAGAUCUGCGCAAACGAGUCAUCGAGCACAACGUCCGUGUCGUAGCCAAGUACUACACCCGCAUCCAGAUGAGUCGGUUAACCCAACUCCUUGACCUUACUGAGGAUGAGACGGAGAAGUACAUCAGCGACCUUGUUACUUCCAAGACUAUCUACGCCAAGAUCGACCGGCCUGCGCGUUUAGUCAACUUCGCCAAGCCCCGUGAUGCAGACGAUGUGCUCAACGAGUGGAGCAGCGAUAUGAAGAGCUUACUUGGUCUGUUGGAGCGUAUCGAUCAUUUGAUCACUAAGGAGGGCAUGAUGGCUCGUAUUCAGCCAACUCUUAACGAAAAGGCCAAGGCUUCAUCGGACUGA